AUGGCAACUCCCAAAGGACGGAAAAAGUCGGAUAAAGAGAAAAUCGAUGAACCUUUCUCGGAACACAAGGACUCGUCGAAGAAGUCCAGGAAUACCCUGCAGGAGGACAAGGCUUUGAAACUGCGCGCGUGCUUGUCCUGCCGUUUGCUGCGCACGGAGGCGGAGGUGAGCACGGGCGCGGCCAAUCGGCGUGACCAAGCGUUCUACCAGAAUGGCUGUAGUAACUGCAAGUUCUUGCAGAUGGCCGGAGAUCGGCACCGUAUCCACGACUGCACGACAGAGAACUUCAAUGGAUUCAUGGCGAUAACCACCCCGACCAAGUCUUGGAUGGCUCAAUACAACGACCUGAGCAAGUACGCCCCGGGCUUCUACGCGUUGCAGGUGGUGGGAGAGUUACCGGAGUCCAUAAGGGACUUGAAGUCGAACUAUUAG
Messenger RNA from Plasmodium cynomolgi strain B, 432 nucleotides. Its product is annotated as transcription factor. Gene Ontology annotation, biological process: mRNA processing; positive regulation of DNA-templated transcription, elongation; chromatin organization. NCBI's taxonomy places the organism in Eukaryota, Apicomplexa, Aconoidasida, Haemosporida, Plasmodiidae. Bases 1 to 432 code for a protein of 143 amino acids. The record is from RefSeq and is a predicted model, not a curated record. The transcript is spliced from 4 exons. Gene Ontology annotation, molecular function: RNA polymerase II complex binding; zinc ion binding. Gene Ontology annotation, cellular component: DSIF complex; nucleus.